CUAUCCGCGGAGCGAUCUGGCGGCCAUGCGAUCUGUUUGAGCUGCGGGGAAGACGAUACCGUGGUGGAUCCGGACUCAGGCACCUGUGUCUGUUGCUCCUGCGGCUGCGUAGUCUCCACCGACGAGUUCCGCCACCAGGCGUUCACCUCUGACGGCCAGGCUACUGGCUUCCUCCACAACAUCACCGAUUUUGACUACCGCCAGCGGAAGCUCCACCGCGCUCGAUCCCAAAUAGAGGAUCUUACCUCUGCCCUCGGCCUCUCCUCCCUUCGAGCGACCGAUGUUUCGAACCUCAUCUCCGGAGCCACUGACGGCUCCUUUGGCGACGGCCAGUGGUUCAGCGACCUCAUCGCUGCCUGCUCCUACAUCGUCGCGCGACGCCACCGCAUCCCUACCUCCCUUACUGAGGCGGCCGACGCUGUAGGCCGUGAUGCCUGUGACGUUGGUCACAUGGUCACCCGUGUCGUGCAGCAUCUUCGCCUUCCCUCGCUCCCGGAGUUCAAUAUUGCUGCUGCCCUCGAUCGCGUGGUUAAUACCUGCCAAAGCUUCAAGGGGCUGGAUCCUGAGAAAUCGAAAGAGUUAAUCGGCCAAGGGCAAUUCCUUCUCAACUGCGCCACCAAAUGGUUCCUCACAACUGGGCGCCAGCCGCUUCCGCUGGUUGCUGCGGUCCUCGCCUUUGUGGCGGAUGCUAACGGGGUUAAAGCUUCCGUGGAGGAGAUUGCGGAGGGGAUUCCUGCUGGGGUAACCACAAGCAAGCUCCGGCUCAAGGAGCUAAUGGAGACCCUCAUUAGGGUUGCAAGAUCCUUGCUUCCAUGGGGGAAGGACGUCACACUCCAAAACCUAACGCUAAAUGCCCCUUUGCUGAUUCGCUUGAUGGAGAGGAAAUCAAAAUCGGACCAUUCUGUGGAUAUUGGCUUUGGUUUCGAUGCCUUUUCCGGUGCUUUGAGAAAGGACAACGAAGACGAAUCUAAGUACUUCAAGAUCGGUGAAGAACAAGAUUGUACUGCAAACUGUGAUAAUUUUGCAUAUGCUAAACUGUCAGGGGAGUGCAUAUCAAGUGCCUACGAUAAAGUCUUGGAAAGAAUUGAUCACCUUAAAGCAAUUGGAGAGUUUGAUAAGGACCGAUCAAAAAGGAUGAGGAGAGAUAUAGUGGAGACCAGGGCACUCCAAGAUGCUUGGGAGGGGAGGUGGGACAGAGAAAAUAAAUUGACGCUGGAUUCAAAAGAUUAUGAAAACAUUUGGAACCAAGCAAAAUGCUGAUGGAGGCAUCAAGGUGGAGGAUUGUGUUGUGGAAGAGAGGGUGGGCAGGAAGAGGAGAAGAACAAAAAAGCAAUGUGAGGA
Messenger RNA from Zingiber officinale, 1341 nucleotides. Its product is annotated as plant-specific TFIIB-related protein PTF2-like. Gene Ontology annotation, biological process: transcription preinitiation complex assembly; DNA-templated transcription initiation; transcription by RNA polymerase III. NCBI's taxonomy places the organism in Eukaryota, Viridiplantae, Streptophyta, Magnoliopsida, Zingiberales, Zingiberaceae. The record is from RefSeq and is a predicted model, not a curated record. Gene Ontology annotation, cellular component: nucleus; transcription factor TFIIIB complex; transcription preinitiation complex. Gene Ontology annotation, molecular function: RNA polymerase III general transcription initiation factor activity; RNA polymerase III type 3 promoter sequence-specific DNA binding. The annotation marks the transcript as partial. The transcript has a single exon.